AUGGACUCUUCUCCGCAACAAGCGCAAACAUCCACUCCCAAUAUCGAACGACCAUUUCGAUUACUUGUCAAAGAUCGUCUAUUUAUUAUUGAAUCGACAAUUAUUGCCAAACUUUCGCCUAUAUUUGCUGGAAUUGUGGUCCAUCCAGAUAAUAACUCAUCUGGCACAACUGAUAGCAAUGAUCAACCUUUACGGGAAAUUGUAGAUGAAAGCAGCGGUGAUAUUGCUACGUUUUUAAAUUGUUGCAAUGAUACUAAUCUUAUAGAUGAAAACAAUUUUGCAACAGUGCUGCGUUUAUCGAAGAAGUACCAAGUAAAUUCGUUGAUCGAAGCUUGUGAGGGAUUCAUUUCCCGUAAAUGCAAUUUAGAUGGAUUAAAGGCAGAUCAGGUGGUAACACUUUUGGUCUUAAGCAGUGAAUAUCAUUUGUGCAGAGAAGUAAUGGUUAAACUGAUCAAUCGGAUAGCUUCUGAAACUAAAAAUGAUUUAGCACGCUUGAAAUUAAGCAGGUUAUUACCACCACAGUUACAUAGUUCAAUAAUAGCAACAAAUUUAAAUAUGACUCAUAUCAAAGAAAUUGAAGCGAUGAAUGGUCAUCUAUUCAAGAUGAAUCGUUCCAUAACAUUGUAUAGACGAAUGGCUUGUGAGAUGUGCAAAAGAAUUACUGAUUCCGCCUAUUGUGAAGGCUGUAAGAAAGCAUUUUGCAAAGAUCAUUGGACUCGAAAUAAAUGCACAAGCAAUUAUGGACAAAAUAUGAUAGAUGAAUUGCGACAAAAUUUGGUAGAAUUGGAAUAUGAAUAA
Cercopithifilaria johnstoni is the source of this 798-nucleotide messenger RNA. The record is from the annotation of a GenBank genome assembly. Lineage: Eukaryota; Metazoa; Nematoda; Chromadorea; Rhabditida; Onchocercidae.